AUGUACGCUACGCAGCACCAAUAUACAUAUCCUCCCGCCGCUCCGGCGCCGAGGCAAUACUCGGCACACGGAACCAGCAGCGCGUUCUCUAGCUCCGCCAAUCCUGAUGAGGACUGGACCAAGAUCUCAGACCUUGCCGAGCGCCGUAGGAUACAGAACAGGAUCGCCCAGCGAAACUACCGAAAGAAGCUCAAGAGACGUCUGGAAGACCUCGAGCGACGUGCCGGAAGCUCCGAUGACGCCGCCUCGCCCACUGGAAGCGAGAAGCAGUCUCAGCCUAGCACCCGAAACACCAAGAAGACCAGCUCUUCCAAGUCGCAAAAGUCCACAGCCGCCCCUCAGAAGCCCGUACAACCGCCUCAAUUCACGCCGCCUAUGAACCACGAUGACGAGAUCCUAUUCAGCCAUGCCACCUACGAUGACCGGGAACGAUCCCACACGCCGCCCUCGUAUAUGAACUACUCGGCCUACCCUCCGCCGGAUGAGAUGAUUUUGCCUCCCUACGGCUCGGCGCAACCAUACCACCCAAUAACCACGGGUGAAGGCUACCCCAGCUACAUGGCUUCUUCGGUACCUUGCACGCUACCGCCUAUGACACACUUCAACGACGCUAUCAAGAGGGAGACGUACCCGGAGGAGUCAAUGUCUUCCUAUAUGAGCUAUGGAUUUGUGCCCGCGGUGGAUGUUCACGGCCACAAUUCGUACGACCACUCGAACCCUCAUACUCCACCGCUUUCGCAUUCGUAUGACCAUUCGGCGAAUUGCUCUGAGUCUGGCUAUGACUACCCCACGACGCCGCUUUCUAUGCCCGGGUCUCCCGGCAUAGGGCAACCACGAUCAUAG
Hypoxylon trugodes is the source of this 843-nucleotide messenger RNA. RefSeq lists its product as uncharacterized. Gene Ontology annotation, molecular function: DNA-binding transcription factor activity. The record is from RefSeq and is a predicted model, not a curated record. Lineage: Eukaryota; Fungi; Ascomycota; Sordariomycetes; Xylariales; Hypoxylaceae. The transcript has 3 exons. Bases 1 to 843 code for a protein of 280 amino acids. Gene Ontology annotation, biological process: regulation of DNA-templated transcription.